GGAAAACCGAUUUGUCCAUAUCGGCAAGCCCGUCGUGUCGUCGGUCCCGCGUCCAAAACCUUCUUGCCGGUGCUCCGGUAGCCGCGCACGAUGCUCCGCCGCGUGCCCCACUCUCUCCGCUGCGCCCUCGUCUCCUCCGCCUCCACACACCACGGCGGGGCACAAACCCCGAACCCCAGCCACUCGCCUCCGCAGGCCCUCCUUCCCCAAUGGCGCCGUUACGCCUCCAUUGCUUCCUCCUCCUCGGCCCCUCCGCAGCCUCCUCCUCCUCCACCUCCAUCGCCGCCUCGGGGUCCGUCGCGGCCGGGCGGAGGCGGUCCCAGCGUCUCGUCUCUGAACCCCGCCGAGGUCGCCAAGUUCGCCGCUAUCGCCGAGACCUGGUGGGAUUCAAAUGGUCCUUUCAAGCCUUUGCAUUUGAUGAAUCCAACCCGACUGUCUUUUAUCCGCUCCACUCUUUGUAGGCAUUUCAGGAGGGAUCCAUAUUCAUCUAAGCCACUCGAAGGUCUCAAAGUUAUUGAUGUUGGAUGUGGAGGUGGUAUUCUGUCAGAGUCUCUUGCUCGGAUGGGAGCUACAGUUACCGCUAUUGAUGCUGUUGACAAGAAUAUAAAGAUCGCAAGUAUUCACGCGGCAUCUGAUCCGACAACUGCUUCCAUUGAGUAUUGCUGCACGACAGCUGAGGAAUUGGUAAAAGAGAAAAGGAUGUUUGAUGCUGUAAUUUCUCUUGAGGUGAUUGAGCAUGUCGCUAAUCCUUUAGAGUUCUGCCAGUCUCUCUCGGCUUUGGCAGUUCCUAAUGGUGCCACUGUGGUUUCCACAAUCAACCGGUCAAUGAGAGCAUAUGCCACUGCAAUAGUUGCUGCUGAGUAUAUCCUCAGAUGGCUUCCUAAAGGCACACAUGAGUGGUCCAAACUGGUCACCCCCGAGGAGCUUGCCCUAAUGCUGCAAAAGGCUUCAGUCUCUGUCGAAGAGAUGGCCGGGUUUGUUUACAAUCCAUUGAGUGGAGAUUGGUCCCUGUCAGAUGAUAUCAGUGUGAACUAUAUUGUUUUUGGCGUCAAGAAAAGCGGAACACCGUCAACAGAUGGUGCAGAAGCAAGGUUACCAUAGUUUAUACAAUGAUGUUACUGCUGCGGUGGCGGUGGCCUGCGGAGGCAACCAAAUAGCAGAAGAUUUUUUUUCCAUAUCGUUUUCUGUUUUGCCUCGGAUUGGGGGGGGGGGGGGGAUGGCUGGAGAUGAAGCCCUGUGAGAAUUUGACAAAAGACAAGUCGCUGACAUGUACUAGACCUAGCUCUGUUCUUGUAAAUCGAUCACGUUUCUGGUCUUGAAAUAUAGGAGUUAGAUUCUGAAUA
Panicum virgatum (switchgrass) is the source of this 1343-nucleotide messenger RNA. Its product is annotated as ubiquinone biosynthesis O-methyltransferase, mitochondrial-like. NCBI's taxonomy places the organism in Eukaryota, Viridiplantae, Streptophyta, Magnoliopsida, Poales, Poaceae. The coding region runs from base 91 to 1101 and encodes 336 amino acids. Gene Ontology annotation, biological process: ubiquinone biosynthetic process. The record is from RefSeq and is a predicted model, not a curated record. The transcript has 9 exons. Gene Ontology annotation, molecular function: 2-methoxy-6-polyprenyl-1,4-benzoquinol methyltransferase activity.